AUGCGCAUUUCGCUGCCUGUUCUCGUUGUUUACCCAACCCCGCUUGACACCUACCUGAAGACUGCGCUCCGCUCUCUACAGGUUUUUUCAGGUUCAACAGUGGAGAUGCCUUCCGACGCAGGCAAAGGCCAGAACUUCCAGACAAGCGACGCCAAGAAGGGCAACAGUAGUAAUUCGGGUGGCAAGACGUUUGGCGAUAAGACCAAGUUCGAGCCCAUGCUCAAUUGCUGCCAAUUCCUCGAGCUGCCUGCUGAAAUCCGCAAUCGCAUAUACCACUUCGCCGAAGAAGGGGUAUAUGAUGACGACGAUGAUCUAAUACGACCGCUUCUGCUCAAGCGUUCUAAGGUCGCAAGUGACAGCACUACCGUGCCGCAUCUACUGAGCACGCUACGUUACCGUGCGCUCACUCAAGUCUGCAAGCAGAUUCGGACGGAGUAUCGGCCUAUGUGGCUUCGUCAAUCUCGCUUCUGCGUGGAACUCCCAACACUCGCUCAUUUCAUCAACGCAUACUACCCCAAGGUCGCAGAUUACCAGCACGCUCCAAAGCUUCUGCUAAUAUCCUGGGACCACGGUCAGCUUGGCGAUGAACUUGAGGAAGGUUACGGUGGGGACGAAGAGUCUAUGGAGGACGUCCUGACAAACAUCACCCUCCUGGCCCGCCUACGCGCACACUGCCCAACCUUUACUGUCAACUUCGCCUCCCGUCAGGUACUCGAAGACGAUGUGCCCAACGUAGAGUGCUUCGAAUGCGGACACAGCAUCCAUUGUGGAUGCGACAUGGACUGCGAUCACGAGGACACUUGGGGUGAAGUGCUUUGGCAAAUGAGGUGGAGUUAUGGGUAUCUCGACGCACUGGAUGCCUUCCUCGCCAACACCAACGAAAAUUGGCUGAAGAUGCUUCGCAGUACCACCAACCUACAACCUCGUGUAGAGUUCACUUUUCACGUAUACACCCAGCGUCUCACUAUCUACAUUCGUUUUCUGAAAGGCCAAGCUCCCAAGGGGUUCAAAUUGAAGAGCAUGUACAACUCUGCUCUUGGCUUCCUCAAUCACUGGGGUAUGUUGGAUCUCAAGGCUAGCGAUUCGAUCGACUAUGUCAUCGGCGAAGCAUCCGGCAAGUUCACGCGCCACGAUGGCGAAUGUCCUAGCUAUGUCAGCACGUACAACCAGAUCCACCUCGACAGUUCCACCAUCGCUGUCUGGAAGAAAGAGAAGGAGGCCAAGACAUCCGCGGCUUGA
Alternaria triticimaculans is the source of this 1239-nucleotide messenger RNA. RefSeq lists its product as uncharacterized. The record is from RefSeq and is a predicted model, not a curated record. Lineage: Eukaryota; Fungi; Ascomycota; Dothideomycetes; Pleosporales; Pleosporaceae. The transcript is spliced from 3 exons. Bases 1 to 1239 code for a protein of 412 amino acids. Gene Ontology annotation, molecular function: protein binding.